This is a messenger RNA of Schistocerca cancellata (South American locust), 3641 nucleotides long. Its product is annotated as zinc finger protein 250-like. Gene Ontology annotation, cellular component: nucleus. Gene Ontology annotation, biological process: regulation of transcription by RNA polymerase II. Gene Ontology annotation, molecular function: zinc ion binding; RNA polymerase II cis-regulatory region sequence-specific DNA binding; DNA-binding transcription factor activity. The record is from RefSeq and is a predicted model, not a curated record. The transcript has 11 exons. The coding region runs from base 439 to 2901 and encodes 820 amino acids. Lineage: Eukaryota; Metazoa; Arthropoda; Insecta; Orthoptera; Acrididae.
UUAUCUUGUAUACAGAAGUCUGAGAUUAUUGAAUAGAUCGGCGCUAAUUUUACAAUGCUUGGAGAUGAUGAUUGUAGUGAUGAGGCAUUGGAGAAGGAUCUACUAUACGACGAGAAUGCCAAAAAUUCCAACAGUUCAAUGGAAUUUUAGUGCUUCUUAAAAUAACAUGUCAUGAUGCCCUUUUUGACGUUUAUGUUGUCAGAAAAAAAUCGAAUAUAAAAUCCCAAGAAGUUGUCUUACGUUUUUGGAGGCACAAGACGCAUUGCACCAUACAGCGCGGAAAAAGUUGAAGGCGACGUUCAGUUGGAUUGUUGAAGUUCUAGUUACGUGGUAAGUAAAAUCUGGGCUCAGCGAGCAGGUAGAUGGGACCUUCUUGACAAGGAUGCCACUUAUUUGAGUAAUAACUGCAGGCUCUGUACCUUCCAUUUUCAUGAUCGAAUGUAUACAUCUACUGAGAGGAAGAGGCUUGUACAGAUUGCAGUUCCAGAGAUCUUUGUUCUGCCAACAGGUGAAAUAAAAAUUUACUGGGAUAAUGAUGCAAUGUUUUUAAUUAAAGCACCUGAUAUAGCCUCUCAGUUGGAGGUGUUUGAUGAGAUACGGAAAGAACUUAAUUUGGAAGAAUAUAUUACGACUGGCAACAUGAAACCUGGAGUGUCUGUUACACAAGGAAAAGUUGAAGAAGAUGAAGAAAUAAAUAUAAACUACAAAGAAGAAAUAAAGGCAUGGAAUAGAACCUUACAAGAGUUAAGUGAAAUGGCUAGUAGGUACUGCAGAUUGUGUGCACAGGCAUCUGACAAUUUAGUUCCUGUAUUCAGUGAGCGAGGGCUUGAACUUAAACUGGAAGAGAAAAUUCACACACACCUUCCAAUUAUGGUGACGCCAGAUGACUUGAUGCCUGUCAGUUUAUGUAUGUCAUGUAUUUCGAAACUGGAAGUUUGCCAUCAGUUGGUUAAUUGCUGUUUGGAAGCAGAUAGCAACCUAAGGACAAUGUUAAAGUUCUCCGAAAUAUUUGAAGACGAGUCUCAAGAUUAUGAUGAAAAUGGCCAUGGUGGCGGUCUUCAAGUGGACGAUCAAACUCCCAGUGAAAAUGCAGAUAUUGAAAUGGAAAAUCAAGAUAGUGAUAGUCAGAAUCCUGAUCACAAUUCGAAUGUGGCAUAUGAAGAUGGAGAACAUUAUGGUGCCCAUGUUGUAUCUCAGUCACCAAGUGAUGACCAAAUGGAUUCUGCUAGUUGUAAUGAUCCAUCAGUGUGCAAAAUGGAAGUUAUUGAAACAGAUAUUGCUAACCAGGCACAUCAUGGUGAAGUAAUAGAACAAAUUAUUGAAGAAAAUGAUGGUUCUGAUGGAAAUGAGGACCUGACAGGCGAUAAAGAAGAAUAUAUGGAGCAGGGUGAACAAGAGGAAAAUAAGUGGCCGAUAAGUAUAAAACUGGAUCAGAACUUCUCUACACUUGACAUAUCCAAGCUGAAAGGAGAAGUGACGCUGCCUGUUAGCAAGGCUCUUAAUCUGUUUGGAGAUGAAAAUUUCAAGGUUUCAAAUAAACCAAAGUAUAAGGUGGUGGUUGUCAAAUUAAAAACGUCCCCAGAUGUAUCCCAGGAUCUACAGAUAUCUAAAGCAUUGCAGUUGCUGAAGACCGAUGGGAAUGAAGCUGAAGCAACAGAGAAUGCUGAGGGUGUGCAAGAGUUUCGUUUAGCAGAACAAGAGAGAUCUCAGUCUGAACAAUUCCCCUUUGAAUGUUCUACUUGUGGAAAAACAUUCCAGAAGAUAGGAGAGAUGGCACAACAUUCUGCCAUUCAUGAAAAUGUACGUCAACAUAAAUGUCAGUUGUGCGGCAAAAGGUUCAAUCGGCGAGGGAAUAUGCUUGUGCAUCUAAGAAGACACCAGACAGCCAAUAACUUUACAUGUAAAAUAUGCAUGGAGACAUUUGAUACUUUUGGUGAGAUGCUGUCUCACCGUAAAACGCAUAGCAAAGAAGAGAUAGAGCGUGCUGCUAUCCUGAGAACAACCACAGGACAAGCAAGUGAAAUAAAGUGUGAAAUAUGUGGCAAGGUGCUGUCAACAAAAAUAUCAUUGCGUUACCACAUGAUGACACAUUCAGGCGAAAAGCCCUAUGAAUGCGAUUUCUGCCAUAAGAAGUUCACUAUGAAGACAACUUUGGCUUAUCACCGACGCACUCACACUGGUGAGAAACCAUAUCAGUGCCGUUUCUGUGAUGAUGCAUUCCAGUCGAAGCAAGGACUUGUUAUUCACGAGCGGCUGCACACUGGAGAGAAGCCAUUUCCUUGUGAACAUUGUCCAAUGGCUUUCCGUUCCCGAGUUAAUCUUAAUCAGCACCUGGUUGUCCAUUCAGAAGAAAGGCCCUUUACUUGCCCAUAUUGCAACAGAGGUUUUCGUCGCCGUGACACCCUUGAUGUUCAUGUGCGCACACACACAGGGGAACGGCCUUAUGGUUGUCAAGUGUGUGGCAGGCGUUUUAAGCAGAAGGGUGACUGCAAUAAGCAUCAGAAAUCACAUUUUAAGGACUCUGAUGUUCCAAUAGACGUGCCAGUGAAAAGUGGGAGAGGAGCUCACAGUAGUCGUGCAGAUCAAGCAAAAAUGAUAAUUCCAGGUGCAGCUGCAAGUACUGUUUCUCAGCAAUCUAUACAAGAGGAUACAGCACCAGCUGAAAGCUAUGCUUGUGCUUUAUGUGGAGUAGUCUUUGAUAACAAGUUUGAAACAGAACAGCACUUUGAAUCAUUCCAUUCUGUUGGGGAGGGAGCACCAGAAACAAUUAUCAUUAGCACAGACAAUAUUGUAGCCCCCGAAAAUGGGAUUGUGUUGUCAGAAAUAGCCAUAGUUGGAAAUGAACAGGAUAACAUUAUACUCCCCGACUAUGCCACUGAAGCAGAUAACAACAGUCAGUAAUAACAAGCUGUCCAGUAAGUUAUUAGUUUGUGAGUGUGCAGUGUUAUGUACACUAUUACUCCAUCAUUGUCCCAGUAUUUUGUCAAUCAAAAUGGAUUAUUUUAAAGAUGCAAUUUUAGAUUUAUGUAGUUUUUGUGUGUUCUGUUAUUAAUCAGAAAAGAUUUUAAGUUGCAAUGAGUACAAUAGUAAUUUUUCAGCAAUUCCUGUUUUAAGGAAUUAUGUACAAUUGUAAAUACAAUGCAUUGUUUUUAAUGGAGUUCUAGAAAACUGUGCACAAACUGUCGAGUAUAUUUUGGCCCGAGGCAAUGGACCUGAAUGACCACUUACUACAUUUUUGUUUAUUAUACAAUUGAUUUAUAAAAAGAUACAAUUUAAUGUUUAUAUACUGAAUACUUUGAUGUCAUAGUACAAUCAAAACAGUUCAACUUUGUGAUGUGACAGAUUUUAAUUGUAUGUAGUUUAUAGAAACAGGAAUGGAUGUCAAGUCUUAGGCUUGGCAAGCAUAUCAGAAAUAUCUCUUUCUGUUUCAAAAGAAGAAAGCUCUGGUCAUUGAUGUGUCAUGCAAGAGAGUAAAUGGAAGAAAGAGCAUAUUUUUGGAUUAUAAAAGUUCUCCUUGAUUUGUGCAGAAUUCAGUGGUUGCCUUAAGCACUCUUCACUUUCUUACUCUAUAUGAAUAUGUAUGUACAUAUUUUAUAUCAUUGUUCAACAUUUUGUCAGGAAAAAAAUAAUAAACAAAGUUC